Molecule: messenger RNA, 6509 nt
Organism: Odocoileus virginianus texanus
Lineage: Eukaryota; Metazoa; Chordata; Mammalia; Artiodactyla; Cervidae
Gene: PEG10
Product: paternally expressed 10
Cellular component (GO): cytosol
Molecular function (GO): nucleic acid binding; zinc ion binding
Source: RefSeq, a predicted model, not a curated record
ACACGCGCUUCAACUUCGGUUGGUGUGUGUCGAAGAAACCUGACUACGACCUGAAGAGACCAGCGGAGACGGACCACCGAACCUCCAGGAAGGUCCGCUGAGCGGGCUCGCGUCCGGAGCCACUCCGGGCUGCCGAGCACCCAGCGGCGCCCACGCCUGGCACAGGUGUGGGACCCCGUCUUUCCAGCCUUCGCAGAGGAGUCCUCGCGUGGUGAGUAUGCGAAACAAAAGGCUUCUGAAAACCAGAAGGCGAAAAGGUGGACGUGGAGGCCAGGACACCGGCCUCCAUUCCCACAGGAGUGAAGCUACUACGCCCGGGAGGUCUCCUCCCACCUCAACCAUCACCCUGGGGCCCGACUGCCCACCUCCUCCGCCUCCUCCUCCCCCCAACGAUCCUUCCUCCCCCUCCAACUCCCCCUGCAGCAGCCAGAGGGGCCAGUACAACCCCAACCUGGGAGAAGGCCGGCGGGAGGAUCUCUCGGAAGAGAUCAACAACCUCAGAGAGAAGGUCAUGAAGCAGUCCGAGGAGAACAACAACCUGCAGAACCAGGUGCAGAAACUCACCGAGGAGAACACCACCCUCCGUGAGCAAGUGGAGCCCGCCCCCGAGGAGGAAGAGGACGACAUCGAGCUCUGCGGGGCCGCCGCCGCCGCCGCCCCAGCCACCCCAAUCGAGGAGGAGUGCCCAGAAGACCUCCCCGAGAAGUUCGACGGCAACCCAGACAUGCUGCUUCCCUUCAUAUCCCAGUGCCAGCUCUUCAUGGAGAAGAGCACCCGCGAUUUCUCCCUCGAUCGCGUGCGCGUCUGCUUCGUGACCAGCAUGAUGACUGGCCGCGCUGCGCGCUGGGCCUCGGCCAAGCUGGAGCGUUCCCACUACCUGAUGCACAACUACGCAGCCUUCAUGACCGAAAUGAAGCAUGUCUUUGAAGACCCCCAGCGGCGCGAGGCCGCCAAACGCAAGAUCAGACGUCUGCGCCAGGGCAUGGGGUCGGUGGUCGACUACUCUAAUGCUUUCCAGAUGAUCGCGCAGGACCUGGAUUGGAACGAGCCCGCCCUGAUCGACCAGUACCAUGAGGGCCUCAGCGACCACAUCCAGGCAGAGCUGGCGCACCUUGAAGUGGCCAAGUCGCUGUCCGCGCUCAUCGGCCAGUGCAUCCACAUCGAGAGAAGACUGGCCCGGGCAGCCGCCGCCCGCAAGCCGCGCUCCCCGCCACGCGCGCUGGUGGCGCCGCAUGUCAACAAUCACCACCACCACCAGGUAGACCCGACCGAGCCCGUGGGGGGCGCCCGCAUGCGCCUGACGCAGGAAGAGAAAGAGAGACGCCGCAAGCUGAACCUGUGCCUCUACUGUGGGAAUGGAGGCCACUACGCUGACAACUGUCCUGCCAAGGCCUCGAAGGCUUCGCGCGGGAAACUCCCCGGCCCCGCUGUAGAGGGACCUUCAGCGACCGGGCCGGAAUUAAUAAGGUCCCCCCAAGAUGAUGCUGCAUCAUCUCCACACUUGCAAGUGAUGCUCCAGAUUCAUCUCCCGGGCCGACACAGCCUGUUCGUCCGAGCCAUGAUCGAUUCUGGCGCUUCUGGCAAUUUCAUUGAUCACGAGUACGUGGCCCAGAACGGCAUUCCUCUGAGAAUCAAGGACUGGCCCAUACUUGUAGAAGCAAUUGAUGGACGCCCCAUAGCAUCGGGCCCAGUGGUCCAUGAAACACACGACCUGAUCGUUGACUUGGGAGAUCACCGCGAGGUGCUGUCGUUCGAUGUGACUCAGUCUCCGUUCUUCCCCAUCGUCCUGGGGGUGCGCUGGCUGAGCACACACGAUCCCAACAUCACGUGGAGCACCCGAUCGAUCGUCUUUGAUUCCGAAUAUUGCAGAUACCACUGCCGGAUGUAUUCUCCAAUACCACCACCUCUCCCACCACCAGCACAACCGGCGUUCUAUUACCCGGUAGAGGGGUACAGAGUUUAUCAGCCUGUGAGAUACUACUACGUGCAGAAUGUGUACACCCCAGUGGAUGAGAACGUCUACCCAGACCACCGUCUGGUGGACCCAAACAUAGAAAUGAUCCCCGGAGCACACAGUAUUCCCAGCGGACAUGUCUACUCACUGUCCGAAUCUGAAAUGGCAGCCCUGCGCGAUUUCGUCGCCAGACACGUGAAGGAUGGGCUGAUCACUCCCACCAUCGCGCCGAACGGAGCCCAAGUUCUCCAAGUGAAGAGAGGGUGGAAGCUGCAAGUUUCUUAUGACUGCCGGGGUCCCAACGGUGUCACCAUCCAGAAUCAAUAUCCUCGACUCACAAUUCCAAAUUUAGAUGACCAAGCUCACCUGGCGACCUACACUGAAUACGUACCUCAAAUUCCAGGAUAUCCGACCUACCCCGCCUACGCCGCGUACCCGACCUACACGGUAGGAUUCGCCUGGUACCCCGUGGGGCGAGAUGGACACGGGCGAUCCCUCUAUGUCCCCGUGAUGAUCACCUGGAAUCCUCAUUGGUACCGCCAGCCGCCAGUGCCCCAGUACCCCCCGCCGCAGCCGCCGCCGCCGCCCCCGCCGCCGCCCCCGCCGCCGUCUUACAGCGCCCUGUGAAUAGGUAUCCAGCCCUUCAGGAUCUCCAGCCUCAAAAUGAACUGUUCAGCGUCGCUGACUGUGACUGUGUGCUACAUCGGGCCACUGCGCCUUCAGACCAACCUGAGCACAGGCUCUCCUCUGAAAUGGUUACAGAAGGCCAGGGCCACCCUGGACUGACACCCAUCUCAAAGCACCCGCUGACCUCCAGUGUUUGGUGGGAGCAACAAAAUAUUUACCAACAAAUUAUCUCUGGUUUUCCACCUUAACUGCCAACCUAGUUAAAAUCUGUCACAAGUUUACUUCCCAGCAAUCCCUGGAGACCUGGGUUUUACCUGCAGAAACCUCCUGCACCAUCUGAAUGAUGGGCUCUCAGUUUCCUCGUUAAACAGUUAUUGAGAAGCUGAUGCAAACACAGGAAAUGCUGUUUUCUUCACUGAGGGGGAGGCGAGGAGGAGGAGGACCUGACUUUCCCUGCAGUUGAGGUACCUACAGCCUUGGAGGAGGGAGGCCUUAUUAGGAAGCCAGUUACUGGUGCAUUGCCAAUGGCUUCCGUGAUCUUCUGGCUGCACCCUUUGAAACUUCACCAUCUCCAAACUCCAUUUUCAUGACUGAAAGAGUAGCAACUUGACCAGUUCUCCCGGGAGCAGGCAAAACCCCUUCAACGGAACACCUCAGGCCUCAGGAGGAAGUGUUCUCAGAGAGACGUGUGCAUGUUUGAGUGUGCCUUCACAUCCUGGUGCAAAUCACAUGUACCCAAUAACUCUGACUUUGUCACAACACCUUACCAUCACCAUGCCAGCAAUGGCUUCCACACAAAACAAAAAGCCUGGUAACCAGAGACUGUUGGUGGCUCCAGGUGGUUAGAUAUUUGUGAAAUGUCAUGUGUGAGGGCUAACGAGUAGCUUAUGAGGACUCCUGAAUCCCUGUACCCAACUCUUAAAGGAGAGACUCAGUUAAUGGUACCACCUUGACCUGGAACUUCAGAAAGAAUUUUCACGAGCAUUGUUCACUGCCUGGAAGGGUGUCACCUGAAGUCUUGGGAGCAUCUGUCCUUGUCUCUGCCUCCAUAUGCACCUGGGCAUUUCAUUUUCAGUCCCCUCACUAGACUAUAGCACUAGGAUGCUUGGCGGGGGGGAGUGUAUUUUAGCAUCCUCUAGGGGAUGGAGCCGAUAAGCUGCCAAUGAACGAAAGGCCUCAGAAAGCAACCCCAAGCAACAGACACCACGAGGGUUGUCUUCAAUCUGGUGACAUCAGCUGGUGUCUCCUGGAUGCUUUGUGCUAACCCGGGACUGCCUGACUUCCUUUAGCCUGGUCCCUUGCUACCGCCUUGAACUGAUUACCUAAUCUCUGUCUCUUGUUUACUACUGCCACUUACCCUGCUGUGGGAUUUGACAUCCUGCCUGCCUGGUUGCUGAGACUCCAUUUUGCCGCCUUGGCACGGAGAAGAAAAAGAGGCAGGCUCCUGGGAGCUUGUGUUUCAACACACAGUCUCCAACAGUCUGAGCAGUAGAAAACAAUAUGGUGUAUAUUUCAAAUAGCCUGUCAUGAAGAGGAGUCCAGUGGUGAAGUUUCACUUUGCAUCAGCAUCACCCUUCAUAUAUUCAUUAUCACCCUUACCCUUGCAUGUUUAAAUACUUAAAAGUUUUAGCUGUAGGUUGAUAGUAUUCUUUAAUAGUGUUUUAAAGUAGUGACUCUGCUUUCAAAGUUAUUUCCAUUGAAUCACUAUCCAACUCUUAUUAAAUCAAUUAAAAUUGAUACAUAAGGUAGUGUAAAAUAGUUCUUUACUGUGAACUUCUCUUACAACACUGUGAAUAAGAGGCUCCUCAGACUGGAGUACUUGUAUAAUAGUUCAUCCUGUUCAUCUUCAAACUUCUAUUUUAACAUCAUCUAUAGUUUAAAAUUUUUUUUGAUUGGGCCUUUAAAAAUCAAACAAAAUGAUACACAAAUUCAAAGGAAAUACCUAAUUGCCUAAUUGACUAUUUAAUCCAAAACAACUUUUCCUUUUUUUUUUUUCAAUGGAAUCUGAAAGCUUGUCAGUCACUCAUGUGUUUUAGGUUAAUUUCUUUUUAAAUGGUGCAUUUGUGCUUCUGGACUUUUUGAAGCAUCACGUCAGUUUACCUCAAUCAAUCAAUCCAUCCUCCAUACAUUUGAAUUCAAGUUGCUUUGUGUCAAAUUUACAGUUGUCAAUUGAUCUUCAAGCUGCAGAAGGCCUAGAAAUGGGCUACUGUCUGCAGCCCCAGCAUGUGCACACGGACAUUGCCAUCACUGCAAGCGGAAGUCUGGAGAUGUGACAACAACUAUCAUGAGGGAGAAUGGUGGUGUGGGUUAACAACUCACAGAGGAAAUCCCUGACACACCUCUGGCUGUUUUGGUAGAGCUUGUGAAAAUCUGUUUGGCAGUGUGUACUAUGCACUAUAGCUAUAUAUAUUAUCUAUAUGCUUAGGUAGAUGUUCAAGAUAAGUAAUCUCAAACUUAUUCUAUAGAAUUAGAAUUUUAUUAAGUUUCCUUUAGCUCAUGUGUUUUCAUCAAUUUUGUUUUAAUUGAAUACUUUAAAAGUUUUUGGCAUUUUCCAACAAGAUGCCUUUAUUCGUAAGAAAGGAGAAAGCAAAUUGAUCUCUAAAGAAUAUGGAAAGGGAGCAAAAUAAAGACAAAGAUGAGAAAUAAAACAUCAAAAUUAUUAGCAAAGCCAAGUCUGCCUUUUGAAACAAUGACAAAAUUGAUUGACUUUUGGCCCAAAUUUUCAGUGUUAGUUAAAAAAAAUGAAGAAAGAAGAUAUAAGCUCCCAUUGUUAGGCAGACCUGGAGAAAACUAGCUAAGGUCACCAUGCUAGGUUGUUGAAAUGGAGGAAGUUUAGGUACAUUUCUGAAGGGUCAAUUUAGUUUGAGCAAUGAGGUACUUGUAUUAGAUCCUGGAAAAUGGAGAGUUAGUUGGAAUAAAUCAUGUGAGUUGGCACAGUGAACUUCAGGUGGACAAAAUAAGAGGGGCACGCCUACACAGUGCAGUCAGGAUUUCUGCUUAAGUUCGCAGGUACCUUUUGGGCUCCUGAAUUGAUCCAGUCAUCAUCCACCACAGACAUCUAACAUCAGAGUUCCAAGAUUGGCAACAGAGAACACUCUGCUAGAAAGACCUGGGCAGAAAGGAAGAGAACCGCCUGCAGAGAUGAAGAGUCUGAUGGGAGCCAUGCCACGCUCUCAUCUUAAAGAAAGAAGGCGCGUCAGUUGGGAUUGAGAGUUCUUUGUUGUUUCAGAUUGUAGAAUGCUAUCAAAUUGGUCUGUGGAAACUUUUCUUGUUUUUAUUUCUUUGUGUAACGAUUUAACUGGGGAUAUAUAUAAUCAUAAGUAUUUUAGGGGGGGCUAUUAAGUAAUCAUAAGUGGGUGGGAUUAGUUAAAAAGCAUGAUACUCUGUUAUUAGAUACCUCUAUAAGUAAACAUGUGCACCUCCUUGUGAUUCUUUACCCUAUGAUUGCUACCCCUAAAGAUUUCAGAUAAACUUGAAGGGAACUGCAGGGAGAUCAACCUUUUUGGGGCUGUUGGACACGGAUAGAAACUAGUGGGAGAAAGUUCAGGGAUGAUUGGAUAAAUAAUCUAAUAGAGGCUCUUGGCCCUGAGUAUUAACUCUGGGGAUUGAGAUUGUAAGCAGUCUUUAGAGAGUUAAGAUAGAUAGAUGCCCUUUGAGAAAUGGUUGCUGGAGUGAUAUUGAUAAUGAUAGAUGGUAAAGAUUCAUGGAAGUUACAGAAAAGUGGUAAGAACCGUUGCUUAUGCCCCUGUCAGUGGCCCUUCUCCUUACCCCUGCCCCUUCCUCCUAACGCUGCACUUCCACCUGCCCGCGCACCACCUCCCUACCCUUCCCCACUUACUGCUAUUUACUCUGUAUCUCGCUCUAUUUACUAAUGUAUCAACUUAUGUUAUAAUAAAAAUUCAAUAAAGAUUUAGUGGUUAAGUGCAAA